Molecule: messenger RNA, 1764 nt
Organism: Volvox carteri f. nagariensis
Lineage: Eukaryota; Viridiplantae; Chlorophyta; Chlorophyceae; Chlamydomonadales; Volvocaceae
Exons: 8
Coding region: 1-1764 (587 amino acids)
Source: RefSeq, a predicted model, not a curated record
AUGGAGGACUGGCUGCACUUCGUUGAGACGUUCUCCAGCUACAUCUUCAAGGGGGACGUGCUGCCCGAGGCCUUGCGGGCCCUGUGUUGGAGCCUGUGCAGCACGGUCACGCACUACUUCCGGCCGCGGCCCCCCGAUGAGACCCGUGAGCAGUUCCUGGUGGCAGCCAAGGCGGCUGCAUGCAAGCUCAGAGCUUACACGACCAGGCUGGAGGAGUUGGAGGUGCCGGGCUACAUGUUCACGGUCAACCUGCAUAUCUGCGUAUGCUGGCUGUACUCCGACCUGCCGGUGGAACGCAUGAUGCAGCAAAUGAAGACGCAAGGCGGAAGGAUGGUGUCACAGGCACCCGAGAAGCACUACGCGCAGUGGCUGUGCCUGAUGCGGGCCUCCGAGUCGCUCACCGAGGCAGACCCCGGGACCGGGGCCAAACACACGACCAACCAGCAGCUUGAGAGGAUGUUGGCACGGCGCGCAGUGAACACCGAGGCUGCCUGGUUUGAUAAACCAGGAGCCAACGGUUACCUGCUUGGACGAGGCCACAUGGUCUACCCGAGUCCAGAACGAGUGGCACAAGUCCGGGCAGCCAUGGCGAGCCUAGUGCACUGGUAUGCCCUGGCAUUCGAGGAUGUGGCUUCCUGGACAUUGGGUCCCAGUGCGAGCUACGAACUGGACACGGACCGCCUGGAUAGGGUUCUCAUGUCUACACCACCUGACUGUCCCAAGGCCCGCUCCUUAUUGCAUGCCGAGGCACUCGACGAGGAGCAGUACUUCGGGGCUGAGUAUGGGCGCCAGCAGCAGCGGAUCUCCUGCUGGGCAUGCUACCAGGCAGAAGCAAGCUUGUGUAUGGCCCUCUACAAGACGGGGGGCCCGGACGAGGAUACCACCAACUACGAUGCGUUCAAGGAGUGGGUCGGCGAGGUGCCAAGAGCGGCUAAGGGCGCAGCUGGCAAGCGCAGGCGGGGUGGCGGUGAUGACGACGACCUGGGUGCGAGGUCGGGGUGCAAGGUUGGAAAUAAACGGCAGAAGGGGAACAAGGGCGCAGGCCGGGGCAGGGGUGCAAGCAAGGGGACCACCAGAGGGCGUGGACGCAGCAGCGGCAGGAGAACUGGGCGCGGGACAGGGCGCGUGGACAGCAACACAGGCGGUGGAGCCGAGGAGGCAUUGGUGUAUGGAGAGAACGAUGCAAUUCAGGACGAGGAUACCACCAACUACGAUGCGUUCAAGGAGUGGGUCGGCGAGGUGCCAAGAGCGGCUAAGGGCGCAGCUGGCAAGCGCAGGCGGGGUGGCGGUGAUGACGACGACCUGGGUGCGAGGUCGGGGUGCAAGGUUGGAAAUAAACGGCAGAAGGGGAACAAGGGCGCAGGCCGGGGCAGGGGUGCAAGCAAGGGGACCACCAGAGGGCGUGGACGCAGCAGCGGCGGGAGAACUGGGCGCGGGACAGGGCGCGUGGACAGCAACACAGGCGGUGGAGCCGAGGAGGCAUUGGUGUAUGGAGAGAACGAUGCAAUUCAGGACGAGGAUACCACCAACUACGAUGCGUUCAAGGAGUGGGUCGGCGAGGUGCCAAGAGCAGCUAAGGGCGCAGCUGGCAAGCGCAGGCGGGGUGGCGGUGAUGACGACGACCUGGGUGCGAGGUCGGGGCGCAAGGUUGGAAAUAAACGGCAGAAGGGGAACAAGGGCGCAGGCUGGGGCAGGGGUGCAAGCAAGGGGACCACCAGAGGCCGCGCCCAUCUCGUUGAGUCUGUCAGCCGAGCACUUCCAUGA